AGCGUAGUUAGUGACGUGAUUUAAUAAUUAUGACUGCGAACUUGUGUAGAAGUAUUAUUUGUUUAAUAAUAAUUCUAGCCAGAGAAGGUGAAUCCCUCCAAUGUUGGUCAUGCUCUUCUAUCUAUGAGCCAGGCUGUGAGGAUCCGUUCAAGCCCAACGAUCUUACGGCGGGAGAAGAGUAUUUUCUGGUCGAUUGCAACCGCGAUUACAUAAUUAAUGGAAGUAUGGUGAACCCACACCUCAUGGAUCAUAUUUUCGGGCCUGACGCCAAACCUUAUUGCAGAAAAACAGUUCGUCAAGUAUAUGGGAUAACCAUAGUUAAUCGCGGAUGCUCUUUCGGUAACUUUUCUGAGGACUGUUCGAAUGGCUAUGAUACCUGCGACAGCACGGCCUGCCACGAAGAUGGCUGCAACACGGCCCCAACCCUCAGCCGAAUUUCCAUGCUGUUUACACCUAUUAUUACAUUAUUACUCUUGAGUUAAAUGAUAAUACUCUCCAAUAAUCCUCAGUUACAAAACAAAA
Cydia fagiglandana is the source of this 522-nucleotide messenger RNA. RefSeq lists its product as uncharacterized. NCBI's taxonomy places the organism in Eukaryota, Metazoa, Arthropoda, Insecta, Lepidoptera, Tortricidae. Gene Ontology annotation, biological process: regulation of synaptic transmission, cholinergic; sleep; positive regulation of voltage-gated potassium channel activity. The record is from RefSeq and is a predicted model, not a curated record. The transcript has 3 exons. Bases 30 to 482 code for a protein of 150 amino acids.